This is a messenger RNA of Priceomyces carsonii, 708 nucleotides long. RefSeq lists its product as uncharacterized. The record is from RefSeq and is a predicted model, not a curated record. The coding region runs from base 1 to 708 and encodes 235 amino acids. Gene Ontology annotation, cellular component: Golgi apparatus. Gene Ontology annotation, molecular function: small GTPase binding. Gene Ontology annotation, biological process: vesicle-mediated transport. NCBI's taxonomy places the organism in Eukaryota, Fungi, Ascomycota, Pichiomycetes, Serinales, Debaryomycetaceae. The transcript has a single exon.
AUGUUUCACAUCAACUUCUAUAGCCGUUUCUUCAAUUUGAAUACCGACACCUUUUUUCUGAAGAUUCAACGGGCUUUGAACCCUUUAAACAAGUCUUCAAGUCCCACAGAAACCGACCAAAGCGACGAUGAAGUUACUGAAUUAUAUGGGUUCAUCUGGAUAACAGGCACGUUGAUCUUUUUGAUGUUCGUGAGCUCUACAGGUUCGAAUUUGCUCUCUGAGUGGCUUCAUUCUGAUAAAAAACACAAAUACGAAUACAAUUUUGAUUUACUUACCAAAUCAAUCUCUUUAUUUUACGGUUACAACAUCUUAUUUCCUUUGGCUUUUUACUUGGGCACUUCAUAUGUUGUCAAGUUUCCGGAGCGAAUCUCGUUAACAAAGUUGAUCUCCAUCUUCGGUUACACCAAUGUCUUGUGGUUCCCUAUAACAAUCAUUAAUUUCCUAAUUGUCAUUUUUGUGAGUAACAAGAGCCAUCAUUUAAUAUUGAAUGUGUUAGAAUGGGUUAUUGUCUUAGCAAGUGGCCUCGUUACCGGUCUUAGUAAUAUUUCAAAGGUAAGUCCAAUAGUUAUGAAGAAUUGUCUCUUGCUAAACGACGGAAAUUCGAGUGCUUCAAAUAAACUACAUUUGGUCGUAUUAGGGGUCAUGGCAGCUGCUCAUUUAGUAUUCACUAUCUCAGUAAAGGCAAUUUUCUUUGGAAUUGUUGUCUAA